This is a messenger RNA of Sardina pilchardus (European sardine), 3673 nucleotides long. RefSeq lists its product as uncharacterized. The coding region runs from base 1 to 3324 and encodes 1107 amino acids. Lineage: Eukaryota; Metazoa; Chordata; Actinopteri; Clupeiformes; Clupeidae. The transcript has 6 exons. The record is from RefSeq and is a predicted model, not a curated record. Gene Ontology annotation, molecular function: DNA binding.
AUGGGUCUGCAAAUCCUUGUCCAGGGGAAACUUCGAUUCUAUGGGUUUGAUAUUCGAAAAUUCCCCAAGUCUGCAAAAGGCUGGGGAGGCCUCUGGAGGCCUGCCGAGGGCCAACUGACCCAGAAGACCCAGAAGACCCAGAAGACCCAGAAGACCCAGAAGACCCAGAAGACCCAGAAGACCCGGGAGACCCAGAAGACCCGGGAGACCCAGAAGACCCCGAAGACCCAGAAGACCCCGAAGACCCAGAAGACCCGGGAGACCCAGAAGACCCGGGAGAUGACGCAGACACAGGGAGCGGUCUUUUGCCCCCUGUGCAGGAAGCUGUAUUCAGCCCUGAACCAGCACCUGGAGCGGGGGCACAAAGUCAAAAACGCCCAAGAAAAGGAUAUCUUAAACAAAAUGGGUAACGGGCGCAUUAAAAUUAGGACCGAGCCCUGCACGGUCCCCGGGUGCACUUACAAGGGUGCCCGUUUAGACAAGCACCUGGCAGACGGCCACCGGGAGCUGAACGAUGGGGAGAAGGCCAGGUACAUUAAGGAGGCCAAGAUGGCGAAGGGCAAAACCCAACUGAGGGAGCUGAGGGCCUCCAACCCAAAAGUCCCAAUGGUGUCCACCAUUGAUAUAGACGUGGAAGAGGGCGACGAAGUCCUAAUUGAGGAACAAGAGGAGGCCAACGGUGAGGAAGGGGAUUGCCCGAGCUGCCGACGGGUGAAGGAACAGCACAAAGCCCUCCAACAAGAGGCGAAGGCCCUCAGGGAGGAGGUCGCCAGCCUCACCCAAGCUCUGGCGACCUCCCGCAAGAGGAGCCAACGCCUGGCCAGGAAGCUGGCUAAAGCCGUGCCAGGAGAGGCGCCCCGUCGGCCGGGAGAGGUGAUCGACGACUCCUCCGACUCCUCCGACUCUGAGCCCACCGCGGGGCCUAGCCACAGCGGGUCCACGGGGCGCGAGCCCUCUCCGGAGCCCCUGCCCUUCCCGUCGCCUGAGAAGGCACCGGCGGCCGCCAGCAGACCCAGGUCCUCCGAGCCCAGGUCCUCCGAGCCCGAGCCCAAGUCCUCCAAGUCCUCCGAGCCCAGGUCCUCCGAGCCCAAGUCCUCCGAGCCCAAGUCCUCCAAGCCGAAGUCCUCCGAGCCCAGGUCCUCCGAGCCCAAGUCCUCCAAGCCCAAGUCCUCCAAGCCGAAGUCCUCCGAGCCCAGGUCCUCCGAGCCCAAGUCCUCCGGAGAGUACGACGGCCUGCUGGUGGGAAAGGGCAGGGCGUCGGUCCUGAGGAAGAUCAAGUUUCCGGAAAGCAUCGAGGCGUUCCUCAAGGCGUACCAGGAAUUUCAGGCGGGGACCUGCACCACCGGACGCAGUGCAGAGAUGGCCCUGUCGAAGGUGUCGCGGGUGAGGAGUUUUCUCUACUUCCUCACCCUGAAGAAGAAGGACCUUUGGACCUGGCUAUUCCUGGACAACCCCCCUGCAAUCCGCCGCUGGGUGGAACAGCUCAAAGAAGGGAACAAGGCCGUUACCACGGCGAACUUCUACCUGAGGAAUGUGAGUCAAUUCUUGGUUUAUUUUGCGAGCACCCCGCCGAAGCACUGCCGCCUGUCGAAGGUCCAGAUUGUGUCAGUAUCAAGAGUCGUCCAGAAGGCCCUGCACGACCUGCGAAGGGAGGUCGUUUGUCAUCAGAUCGCAGUCAAGGACAAGAAGCUAUCGCGGAUCGUCUCUCCGGAGAACCUGAAUAUCUGCAGGACAAAGGCGGCCAAGCAAAUCCCGAAGCUGCUGAUCGCCCUGGCAGCAGACAACUGCUCCACCAACAGAAAGCGGUUUUACGCCUACUUCACCGCCUGGAUAAUGGCGCUUUACGGCCACCGACCGGGGGUGAUGGCGAAUAUGACCCUGGAGCAGGUUGAGGCUGCCCGGAAGAAGGGGACCCAGGAGGAGGGUUAUAUAGUGAACGUCACCGAUCACAAAACCAACCGGUCCUUCGGGGCCGCUCAGCUGUUCCUGUGGCCAGACGAGUUCCGGUGGCUGACGGACUGGGUCGCGCUGCGGGAGGCGGCUGUUCCCCCUCCGCGAGCAGAGAACAGAAGAGUUUUCUUUACGGGCGGCCGGGGUCCGGCGAAAGACCUCAACACUUACCUCAGGCUCGCCUGGGUCGAGAUGGGACUCCCGGGGCGUCCAGUAUUCAUGGACAUACGGAACGCCGUGGCUGACUAUGCGAAGAGGGUACACGGGGAGAGUAUACGUAACAAAAUGUGUGAAUUCAUGUGUCACAACCCACAGACCGCAGACAAAUUCUACUGCCUCUCCCUCGACGCGUACCAGUCCCGUCAAAUGCGGGAGAGAUUCGAAGACACCACGUCCGAUGAGGCCAUCCGGAAGAUGACGGCGAUGCGGAUGUCGCACCAGAGGCGGGAGCCCGCAGCCAGCCAGGGCACCGAAGGCACCGAAGGCACCGAAGGCACCGAAGGCACCGAAGGCACCGAAGGUCCCUCAAGCCCCCGCAAGAGGAAAAGUAAGAGCAAAGACCCGAGGGCCAAAAGACGGCGGACCACCGCUGGCGAAGGCAGCAGCACCACAAGCGAGAGCGAAGACGAGCCUAUUCCUUACCAGGAAUCCGAAGGUUCGGAGCUGGAGGAGGAGAUGGAGGAAUUCCGGGCACACCUCCUCAAGCUGGAGAGGAGAAAAGAGAGGAAGGAGAGGGCCCAGGAACAACAAAGGCCUCCAACCCCCGACACCACCUCAGACGAGGAGACGCUCCUCCUGGAGCAGGAAAAGACUCCAGUAAAGGUGAAACAACUCAAGCUGGAGCUGACUCCGGUGCAGAUGAAACAGAGGGGGAGUCCCAGCAAGUCCCCCAGGAUGACCCGACCUACCCAGUGCCAGAUCUGGACCCCGGAGAAGUCCAAGAGCCUCGCCUUGCGCUGCCUUCGCCAGCGGAAGCCCCACCAGGUCCCUCACCAGGUAUCCCAGCCGGACCCCGCGCCGCCCAAAGAGACCCCAGCCGCCCCAGCCGCCCCAGCCGACUCAGCCGACCCAGCCGACCCAGCCGACCCAGCCGACCCAGCCGACCCAGCCGACCCAGCCGUCCAAGCCGACCCAGCCGACCCAGCCGACCCAGUCCCAGCAGAGCAGCCGGAGAUGACAGCAGGCCCAGCAGACCUGGCCGACCCAGCCGACCCAGUUCCCCCGGCGGAGGAGACAGCAGCCCCAGCAGAGCAGCCGGAGAUGACAGCAGGCCCAGCAGAGCCCCCAGCAGACCCGGUGGACCCAGCCGACCCAGCGCCACCGGCGGACCCAGCAGAGCAGCGAAAGCAGUACCCAAAAAGGCACCAACACUAACAACCACCAUCGGAGACUUGGGCUCGGAGGACCUACUGGGGGGGACGGAGGACAAACAGGGGAGGACUUGGACCAACCAAGGAGGAUCUAGCGGCCGAGGGCCCUGAGACAAAAAGGCCUGUUCCAAGGCCUGUUCCAAGGUCUGUUCCAGAGACUGUACACUCCCUAGUUUAAACUUCCCCCAGUUCAGCCCCCCAGUUCAGCCCAGAGACUAUCCCCACUCCCUAGUUCCAUCUCAUCAUGUUAUUCCCCCACACCAUCCUCACUCUCUCCCCUUGUUCUGUUUUGCACUUCACCAGCACUUUAUUGACAUGUUUGAUAUUUAUUGUAUUUUUGUACUUUUCUAUUU